Messenger RNA from Zingiber officinale, 898 nucleotides. RefSeq lists its product as uncharacterized. The transcript is spliced from 2 exons. NCBI's taxonomy places the organism in Eukaryota, Viridiplantae, Streptophyta, Magnoliopsida, Zingiberales, Zingiberaceae. The coding region runs from base 1 to 705 and encodes 234 amino acids. The record is from RefSeq and is a predicted model, not a curated record.
AUGAUUUCUAUCGCGCCAAAUUCCGGCGAGAUCGUGGCCGGAAUCCAUGCUGCGAUCCCCGACCGGUUCACCCCCUGGGCUAUAGUGUGGGUAGGUCCAGGCGGCCGGAGGCCGCCGGUGGUGGGCAGGUCGGUCGGCGGCGGGGCGCGAGGAGGCGCGAGGGUGGCUGGCGCGAGGAGGCACUCUGGUUUCUGCUCUGCCAUGGGCAUCUGCAGCUCGUGCGAGGCCACGGCGGUCGCUGCCGGCGGGGGCGACGCCGCGGCGACGACGACGGCGAAGCUUGUCCUGCAGGAGAGGUUCUCGCCCGGUGACGGUGGGCACGUGCUGCAAAAGCAGCCGUCCUGCUUCGUGUGCAGCGCCGACGACAUGGAGUUCGACGACUACGUGUCGGCCGUCGACGGCGAGGACGAGCUGCAGCUCGGGCAGCUCUACUUCCUCCUCCCCGUCUCCAUGCUGCGGCGGCGGCUCCACGCCGACGAUAUCGCCGCGCUCGCCGUCAAGGCCAGCGCCGCCCUCAUGAGCUCCGGCGGAGCCGCGGGCGGCUGCCACUGCCGGGCCCUCGUGUUCCCCGAAGCCGGCGCGAGGUUGGCUGUGUCAACAGGGGCGCCGGAACUGCCGAGGCGGCGGCGGCGGAGGUCCGGCGGCCGGAGAGGAGGUGGGAGGGGGCGUGAUUUUAAGUCCACGUUAAGAGGCAUUCCGGAGUAGAAGGACUGAGUUAACUCGGUGACUGUUGGACUCGGUCUUAGAUCCCAAUGACUCAGUACUGGUGGCACAGUACUGAGUUCCGAUGAGCAGAGCAUUGCAUUGCAUCUUCAGGCAUUAUUUAACAUAAUUGUAAAUACACGGGGCAUUCUGUGAAUAUUCUCGUCAUUGCUGAGGUUGAUUAAUCGAUUUUGUA